Molecule: messenger RNA, 1968 nt
Organism: Corticium candelabrum
Lineage: Eukaryota; Metazoa; Porifera; Homoscleromorpha; Homosclerophorida; Plakinidae
Product: protein PALS2-like
Exons: 15
Coding region: 89-1753 (554 amino acids)
Cellular component (GO): plasma membrane; cell-cell junction
Molecular function (GO): protein binding
Source: RefSeq, a predicted model, not a curated record
AAUUACAGCCCUUCUCGCUUGGCCACUUGCGGACGCUUGAAUUCUGCAGCGAAAGCCGUCGAUUGGGACAACAGCUCGACCAAUCAUAAUGGACGAGGGGACAGAGGACAGACCGACUGGAGCUCCAAUUGCCGUUCUCGAGAUGCUGAGUGAAAUGAGGGCAAAACGCGCGGGCUCGGGCGAAAUCGUGAUAGAUAUGCCGUUCAUGCAGCGCGUUUUUGAGGAUCCGGAGAUGGAGUUUCUUAUGCAAACGUAUGAUAAACUGAGGGAGCUCGAUGCGAGGAGGUCUAGUGAUUUGUAUGAUGGCGGGAAGGCUGUGGAGGAGAUUACCAGCAAAGUCUCAGCCAUGUCACUACAAGAUGAAGAUCGCGAACUGCACGAUCUUCUCAGCGAGACACAUCUCAAGGCUGUGAUAGACGCAUACGAUCAAAUACAUCAACAGGAUUAUGAUGUGGUUAUGCCUGAAAGCGACAGGCAAGAGAACGGAGGCGUGGAUUUUGAAAACUUUAAAUUGCUAAGACUUGUAGGAAUACACAAAGCAAAGGGAGAACCGUUGGGAAUCACACUGAAACAGGAGGAGAAGCACUUGAAGAUAGCUCGUAUACUGCGUGGUGGCAGUGUUGAUAAGCAGGGCUUACUAUUUGUUGGAGAUAUCAUACACUCAGUCAAUGGGUUUACUGGCGACCCAUUAGAGUUGAAGUCGAAAUUGGGGUCUGCUAAUGGUACGAUUACUUUGAAAGUAGAACCGAGUCAUUCGGAUUCGAAAGAGUUGCCUCAGCUUUACAUGAGAGCACAUUUCGAUUUUAAUCCAAAGUCAGAUCCCAGCAUUCCAUGCGCAGAUGCUGGCCUAGCGUUCGGGAGUGGUGAUGUCUUACAGAUUUUAGAUCAAGAGGAUCCUCAAUGGUGGCAGGCCCAACAUGUUACUGGGGACAAAAAGAGUGGCAUAGUUCCUGGACAAAUGUUUGAAGAAAGACGGCGAGUGAGUGUAUCUGGUGAUGGAGACGAGAUUGUUGCUCCUUUUUGUGUAACUCUUGGAAGGAAGAAGGAGAAGCGUCGUCUAAUGUAUAACUCGAAUAAGAACCACGAGUUUGAUCGUCAUGAGCUCGUUGUGUACGAAGAAGUCGCGAAGAUACCACCUGGACAACGGAAAGUCAUCAUACUGAUUGGAGCACAAGGUGUUGGUCGUAGAAGUCUGAAGCAUCGUAUGAUGACGACCUAUCCCGACAAAUAUGGAACAUCCACGCCUCACACGAGUCGUCCUCGUAAGAGUCAUGAAGUCGACGGCCAUCUGUAUAACUUUGUUUCACGAUCUGAGAUGGAAGAGGAUGUUGCCGCACACAAGUUUAUAGAACACGGAGAGUAUGAGGGUCAUUUGUAUGGAACGAAGAUUGACUCAGUGAGGAGCGUCAUUGAUGACGACAAGAUCAGUGUGUUGGAUGUCAGUCCUUUGGCUCUCAAGAUGCUUCGUACAGCUGAGUUCAAACCUUUUGUUGUAUUCAUCAGCGCACCCAGUGUAGCAAAGCUGCGGGAACUAAGAAACCAUUCGGGAGAGUCCGAGAAGAACAAACACGUAUCAGAGCGCGAUUUGGCCAAGACUGUUGAGGAGUCGAGACGCCUCGAACGUGACUACAUCAAGUUCUUCGACUUCGUCUUGGUGAACGAAAGCAUUGAUGAUACAUUCGAACAGCUGACUGACACGCUUGACAGACUGAACACAGACCCACAGUGGGUGCCUGUUGGUUGGGUCUAUUGAUUGGCACUUUCACUGCAUCAAGACACGAUUUCCUCCACUCUUCCUUCAUAUUUUUAUGACUGCCCUUUUGAGUGAGCAACAAUUUGCAUGAGCAUGUUUGGUAUUGCCCUCGGUGAUGGAUUUUUUGAGUUUAUCUGUGGGGCAAUGUUGUGUGUUUGUAUUUGGAUUGGAUGGAUUGCUGUGUAGAGCACAUGUUGAUAAGUUGAUUGAUUGCA